AUGGACGAUGCCUAUGGCAGCUACUACUCCUACUACAGCCGCCCCCGCGAUGCUCAGCCCAUAGUCAGGCCUGAUCCCAUCACCGACUACAACAUCCAAUAUGUGGAGGGCAGCGGGUCGAGUCGUGGCAAGAGCAUCGACCUCGUCUUCAUCCUGGACUGCACUGGGUCGAUGCAGAAAUAUAUCAAUUCGGUCCGCGACCAUAUCAUUGGCAUCUGUGACAUGAUCCGAGGGGAGGAGGGGUUGAACGGCCCUGACGAUCUGCGAGUCGCUGUCGUCAACUAUCGAGACCACCCGCCCCAGGACAGCACCUACAUCUACAAAUUCCACCCCUUCACCUCUGACAUUCCCGAGCUCCAAACUUACAUCAAAGGCCUCACAGCUUCAGGCGGAGGGGAUGGCCCCGAGGCAGUGACGUCCGCUAUGGCCGCCACCCUGACCGAGCUCGAGUGGAGGCGGGAAGCGGCGAGAAUGGCAGUGUUGGUGGCGGACGCUCCCCCGCACGGAAUCGGAGAAGGCGGUGACCAGUUCAAGGGUGGUGAUCCUCUGGGACACGACCCUCUGGUUGUUGCGAGGACAAUGGCUCAGAACGGUAUCACUAUGGCAAGUAUUUUUAUGGUCGCUUGUGAAGACACUCUUUCGGGCUACAGCCACGCCGUCGACUUUUUCCAAGCCAUCUGCAAUAUGACCUCCGGCGUCAUGCUCCCCCUCUUCUCCGCCGACUUGCUCGCCAUGACCAUUGUCGGAAGUGUUCUCGAGAAUAUGGACAUGGAGCGACUCAUAACGGAGAUCGGCAUGGAGGUGGCGCAAAGGAUCAAGGAGAAGGGAGAGUCCAUGGAGAGUGUUGAAGAAGUUGCGCAAGAAUUGCACGAGCGAUUGCUCUUGCGAAAUGAACAGACCAAGCAAGUCCGUUUACCGGAAGUCUACGUCCCGCACGAGAAUGCCAAAAAGAACGUCUCCACCUGGAUGAACGCCAGCUGUCUCGGCGAUGCCGUCCCCCACAUCCUCGCCGUACCGGGAAAACGCCUGACUGAAAAGUUCCGUAAACAAAACUACGCCGCCGGGUUCAACUACACCCCCGGCGGCCGUCUCCCCCCACGCCGCUCCACCUCCGCCUCCAUCUCUUCCCCACCCUCCACCACCACCACCUCCGCGCUCGGUAUCCCGCCCACCCCCUCCUCCCCCACCGCUCACUCCCCACCUACAGCAACCUCCCCCUCACGCAGGGUCGUCUCGGACUUUAAACCGUUCGGCGCGCCGGCAGCUGGGGAUGGGAAAGGAGUGAGCGUCUUUGGGGCGCCGAUGCUCUCGACGCCGGGGCCUGGUGGGGGGAUGUUUGGGAGUAUGGGGAGGGCGCCGGCUAGUAAUGGGGGCUUGAGAGAGAGGCAGGAGGAGGAGGAUGAUGAUGAUGAUGAUGAGGGGGCGAGGUUGAGGAGGGAGGCUAUCAGUUUGGACCAGGCGAGGCGUAUCGCUACCCAGGCGGUAUUCCGGGCUGGCGGAUUCUGA
Messenger RNA from Cryptococcus wingfieldii CBS 7118, 1506 nucleotides. RefSeq lists its product as hypothetical. Bases 1 to 1506 code for a protein of 501 amino acids. Lineage: Eukaryota; Fungi; Basidiomycota; Tremellomycetes; Tremellales; Cryptococcaceae. Gene Ontology annotation, cellular component: cytoplasm. Gene Ontology annotation, molecular function: protein serine/threonine kinase activity. The record is from RefSeq and is a predicted model, not a curated record. Gene Ontology annotation, biological process: peptidyl-threonine phosphorylation. The transcript has 10 exons.